CCACCUCGUGAUACCAAUCCAGUGCUGGACGACGUGCUCGCCCCUCGGAAGCACCUACAUCUCCCUGGCUUCGAGGAGGUAGAGAGGCUGGCUCUCCUGCUAAUCCAACUAGCCGACGAUUCGGACGAGCAUCUGAUUCCACCUGAACUUCGUCUCCAGAUCAUCGCGGCAGCUGCAGCUCUCUCGGACCAUGACAAAUCUUGUAAAUCAUUUGUGAAGAGGUAUGAGUCCAAAUGGGGCCAUACACUAUUUGGCAGAGUUCAUGGUCCAGAGUCACCACAAACCAGUGCAGCCCAAAAGACAAAGUUCGCGUGGAUGAGGUACGCUCAGGCAGCUGCCGUUACCGAGGAGUCGAGGUUGCUGUACGUUGUGAUCAAAAUGUUGAAAAAUCGACCCAAGGCCAGCUCCUUGUCAUCUCCCACCAAAAUUGCAUGCCUCGUAAGAGGGCAGUACAAACGCAUCGUCGAUCGGGUACGAGAUGACAGGAAGCUGGCAGAGGUGCCGAUUCCUCUACCGAAUAUCAAUGUUAAGUCCAUUACGGCUUUCCUCACCAGGGAAAAUAAGAGGAUGAACUUUCUGUCCACAGUUGUUCCCAAGGCUCCCAGUCACCGCCGUGUAAUGACGGCCAAGUCCAUUCCCGAUGCACCAUCCCUGCCUUCAACAUUGAGCAUGCCUGACAGGGAACAGGUUCAGUACCCGACGGUGCCUUUCGAGACGGGCAACAGGCGUGGACAGAAUAGGAAGUUAGACCUCAACACGCCAAUUGAUGAUCCAAUGCAAGCUCAUCCAUUGCCCACACUUGCAAAGCCAAUCUUGCCAAAAGCGCCAAUUCUGAUGGUAGUUCCAUUACAGCCACGUGCGGCAUCCUUGUCGUUUCAGCCUUCCACAUCAGCGCCUUUAAAGGUUACUCUCCCUCCUCCCCCACAGCCCAAAGCCAAGCCUAUCAUGCCAAACAAAUCAAAGAAACCGUGCGCAGCUUGCGGGGUAUUCAAUUGUGGUGGCGAUCGAAAACGGUACAUUCCGUCCAAAGACAAGGUGACAAACAGCACUCAGAAGUUAUUCACUUUCUGUCCCCGAACUCGCAAGUCCCUUACUCCAGGGUUCACGGAUCGUACCUACGACAGUUACGAUCAUUUCAAAACUGUCGUGGACUCUGAGCUUGCAAAGAGAACAUGA
Messenger RNA from Lytechinus pictus (painted urchin), 1176 nucleotides. RefSeq lists its product as uncharacterized. The annotation marks the transcript as partial. NCBI's taxonomy places the organism in Eukaryota, Metazoa, Echinodermata, Echinoidea, Temnopleuroida, Toxopneustidae. The record is from RefSeq and is a predicted model, not a curated record. The transcript has a single exon.